AUGAUAAGCAAAGUUAUGUGUGGCCGACUUGUCAACUGGCUUCGGCAGAACAAUCAUAGAUUUGAAUUCGAUCAAAACGAAAAGGUCCUGACCGACAAGACCAACACUGCUGGAACAUCCAAAGCUGCCGGUGACAAAGAAAAUCCUGACCAAAUUGUCGUUCAAAUCAUCUUUGUGAAGGGAGAAGAAGGGAGAUUCGCUGUUACCUCGGAAAAGUGGCUCGAUAGAGAUGCGUACAAAUUGUUGAUCAACGAAAUUUUCAAUAAAGUUCGACUCCCGAACGGGCAGCCAGCCGGCUCAUAUUCAGAAAGAUGGAGAUUCUGGACCUUUCCGUUAGAGGUUUACCACGAUUUCAUGAAUACUUACAAAUCAGCGAACAUCGCGAAAUUGACUGUGAAUCCUUUUCCUCCCCAAGUCACUCGAUACCUCCGUCCGAAAACGACAGAAGAAGCCCCUAUUACUCCAAAUGUUCCAGAAAUGCUACUGAAAGCACUUUACCCAUUCCAGCGAGAAGGACUCGAAGAAAUAAUUCGAAGAAAGGGAAAAGCCAUUCUUGCUGAUGAAAUGGGCCUUGGAAAGACAAUUCAAGCUCUGGCAGCAGCGGCUCAUUAUCGAAAAGACUGGCCACUGUUGAUCGUUUCCCCAAGCUCAGUUAAGUUCAACUGGCUCGUCGAAAUGAACCACUGGAUUGGCGAAAUCGUCAACAAGGACAACAUUCAGGUUCUUUACACAGGCAAAGAUGUAGAGAAGAUUCGCAACAACUUGAAAGUAGUUAUUACGAGUUACGAAAUGACAACUAAGAUCGUCGAUAAAAACAAACACAUGACCGACGUUUCAAUCUUUUCAGAAGAUCAAGUUAGAAGACCCCGGUUCGGGAUGGUCAUUUUGGACGAAAGUCACUACAUCAAAUCGGCAACGGCCAAACGAGCUCAAUCCACUAAAUUACUUUGCAACGGAGCAGCUCGAGUUCUGUGCCUUUCUGGAACCCCAGCGCUUGCGAAACCGAUCGAGCUUCAUUCCCAAAUCGAAGUUGUCAAAAAAGACCUCUUUCCCAAUCGUCACUCAUUUGGCGUGCGAUACUGCGCUGCUAUCAAAACUAGAUAUGGAUGGAACUAUUCUGGCUCCGACAAUCUCCCGGAGCUCUCGUUGAUUCUUUCAAAGACGAUCAUGAUCCGUCGAUUGAAAAGCCAAGUGCUCAAAGAUCUCCCGCCGAAAUUGAGAAAGGUCAUUUACAUGAAAGUUCCAGAGUCGCGGGAGAUGCAAAAGUGUUACAAAAUCUUCGAAGGAAUUCAAAAGAUUCCCUCGGGCAUCACCAAGGCAGAUUUCAAACCUGGCGAGUUCGAAAAAUUGUCCGACAAGUUCAAAGAAGCUGAUGAUUCUCCACUGACGAUUUGGAAUAAAUGGUAUUCUGCCACUGGAGACGCGAAGAUCAAGUCAAUCAGCGAAUAUCUGAUUGAAAAGCUCGAAAAUGAAAACGAAAAAAUCCUCGUCUUUGCUCAUCAUCGCUCUGUAAUCGACAGUUUAGAGCAGAAUCUCUCCCCAAAGAUAAAAGGAAAUCUCAUCAAAAUCACUGGCUCGACUAGAUCUGACGAUAGAACGAUGUUUGUUGAAAAAUUCCAAAACGAUGAAAAUGUAAAAUGUGCCCUCCUGUCAAUCACCGCUGUAAAUAUGGGCGUGACUCUCACAAAAGCCUCGACAGUGGUCUUCGCCGAGCUUCAUUACACACCUGGUGUGAUGGUCCAGGCAGAGGAUCGAGCGCACAGAAUCGGGCGCGAGUCAGAUGUCAAUAUCGAAUAUUUGAUUGCCAAGAACACGGCCGACGAGUGGAUCUGGAGGAAUGGAAUAGGGCCAAAUGUUUGCUGUCGUCAGUUCAGUUGUUCAGUAGUAGACUUCCGUCAUGCGAGAACGAAGGAACCGCAGGUCGCGCCGGACUUCAGCAAUUGUUUAGGCCGCGACAAUCACUCGCGAAAUCGACGUGAAUCAAAAACAUAUUACACCGAAGCGUCCACAGAUGAGACAGAGUACAGUUCAACAGAAUAUGACACAGAAUACACUACUUACGAGUCAUCCAGAGAAGUUCGCAGAUCAAGCUCACGCCAGUCAUUACAAAGAACCCCUUCAAGCGCCCAUCGAAACCGAAGAAGGAGCGGUUAUGGAUCGGAUAGACCAACGCCAAAAGCGCGGAGAAGGCUGAGUUACUCCGACAAGCGUCGUCCUUAUCCAUCAGGAAAUAUUGACUAUCAAGAAUUUGACGAAAACGAGCCUUGUGUAAAGCGACCGAUUUUGACAGAGAAAACACGAAUGAUUAUUCGAAGAGUAGCUCUCGCCGUUCUUACAGCUACAGUCGCCGUCUGCAUCGUUUGCCUUCUAUCUCAAUGGAAACGCGCUUAUGACAAGCGUCGGAACGCGACUUGGAUCGAAAAAUCCGAAUUCUGGACGGACUACUUCUACAAUCAAUUCUCUUGCUCUGGAGCCGGCUUAGGAAACUCAGCGGUGGAGGAGAAGCAUGAGAACCUCAAGCAGGAGGACGAAAAUGAUGAAGAAAAUGACGGAUUUGAUGAUGACGAUGAAUUCGAUGAUAUUGUCGCAGAGCUUGAUAAUGAAGCUAGCUCUGUUCCAGCGCCGGCUCCAUCGAACAAGGAAUGA
Oikopleura dioica is the source of this 2646-nucleotide messenger RNA. NCBI's taxonomy places the organism in Eukaryota, Metazoa, Chordata, Appendicularia, Copelata, Oikopleuridae. The record is from the annotation of a GenBank genome assembly.